Messenger RNA from Archocentrus centrarchus (flier cichlid), 608 nucleotides. RefSeq names its product dual specificity protein phosphatase 26-like. Gene Ontology annotation, biological process: protein dephosphorylation; negative regulation of MAPK cascade. NCBI's taxonomy places the organism in Eukaryota, Metazoa, Chordata, Actinopteri, Cichliformes, Cichlidae. Gene Ontology annotation, cellular component: cytoplasm. The coding region runs from base 19 to 606 and encodes 195 amino acids. The transcript is spliced from 3 exons. Gene Ontology annotation, molecular function: protein tyrosine/serine/threonine phosphatase activity; MAP kinase phosphatase activity. The record is from RefSeq and is a predicted model, not a curated record.
ACAGAAAAAAAAAAAACAAUGUCCUAUGCAUCUAAACUUCCUUCGUGGUGGAAUGCAGAGCCGCCUCCGCGGAAAGUGGAAAUUGACCUGAGUUCACCUGGAUUAGCAGUGUUUGAGUUGGAAAGACUCUUGUAUACUGGCAAAGCCAUCCUCAGCCACGCAGAUGAAGUGUGGCCUAGGCUGUACAUUGGUGACCAGCACAGUGCAGAGAACCAGGCUGAUUUGCACAAGCACCAGAUCAGUCACAUCUUGAAUGCAGCUCACAGUAAUUAUAGGGGACAACCAGAUAUCUAUAAGGGAAUGAAGAUCACCUACUUGGGUAUAGAGGCUCACGACUCCUGUAACUAUGACAUGAGUGUCAACUUCCAGGCAGCAGCAGACUUUAUCCACAAGGCACUUAGCAGAGGAGGCAAAGUGCUGGUCCACUGUCAUGUAGGAGUGAGCCGGUCUGCCACCCUGGUUCUGGCUUACCUGAUGCUGAAGCAGAACCUCACUCUCGUGGAGGCUAUUUGUGCUGUGAAAGAGAGCCGUGGUGUGAUUCCUAACCGGGGUUUCCUUCGACAGCUCAUCAAACUGGAUGAGCAGCUCUUUGGCAAACAUCACUGAAA